AUGCAGAAAUGGGGAUACAGCAUAGAUGGGGACAUUGCUUCCGAGUGUGGGGAGGAUCAGACGAUGCAACACCUUCAGGUCUGCCCCUCCUACAUUGUACCAGAGUCGUGCACUGCCGAAGAUCUGGAGUCCUUUAACCCCAAAAAGAAGUACAAGGAGAAGAAGAAGAAGAGGAGGAGGAGGAGGAGGAAGAAGAAGAAGAAGAAGAAGGGAAAGAAGAAGAAGAAGAAGGAGGAUGAGGAGGAAGAGGAAGAAGAAGACCACCACGACGACGACGACGAGGAAGGAGAAGAAGACAGCCAGAAGAAGGAGAAGGUUAAGGAAAAGCGGAAACAGAAUGUAGAGAACAACCAAACAAAAGAAGACAAAUAA
This is a messenger RNA of Lytechinus pictus (painted urchin), 372 nucleotides long. RefSeq lists its product as uncharacterized. The transcript is spliced from 2 exons. The record is from RefSeq and is a predicted model, not a curated record. Lineage: Eukaryota; Metazoa; Echinodermata; Echinoidea; Temnopleuroida; Toxopneustidae. The coding region runs from base 1 to 372 and encodes 123 amino acids.